Cyprinus carpio (common carp) is the source of this 1138-nucleotide messenger RNA. It is a transcript of the gene rgs2, whose product is annotated as regulator of G protein signaling 2. NCBI's taxonomy places the organism in Eukaryota, Metazoa, Chordata, Actinopteri, Cypriniformes, Cyprinidae. The record is from RefSeq and is a predicted model, not a curated record.
UAUAAAAGCCACACACUGCAAGACACAACAUGUUUCAGUUCAACUGAUAGUGAUGGUUAGACUGGCAAAAAUGAGAAAGUCCACAUCAGAUUUGAGCUUGGAGUGUUUGAUCUACUGCAGGAACCCUGACACGACGACGGGACAGAAAGAGAUGAAACAAACAAACUGGAGAUCAAGAAUAUUUUUCAAGACUUUUCCCAUGAGAGAAUCACGCCACACACUGCCGCAGAGGAAAUCAUAUGGGCCAACUACUGAAGAAGUGACUCAAUGGGCACAAUCUAUGGACAACCUGCUGAGCAGCAAAUGUGGAUUAACCGCUCUGCGGCUGUUCAUGGAGUCUGAACACUGCGAGGAGAACAUCGAGUUCUGGAUGGUCUGUGAAGAGUUCAGAAAGAUCAGGUCCAGAUCAAAACUCAAAUCCAGGGCAAAAACCAUAUACGAGGAGUUCAUCAGGGAAGAUUCUCCAAAAGAGAUCAACCUGGACUUCCACACAAAGGAGUCCCUCAACCAGAGCCUUCUGAUCCCAACACAGUCCAGUUUCAAAGCUGCCCAGAACAGAGUUUACUUCCUGAUGGAGCACAACUCGUACCCUCGGUUCCUGGACUCUGAACUCUAUCACCAACUCUGCAGAAUUGCUGCGGGGGAGCGAUAAUGUGUUUAAAAAGAUGGACCGGUCCGUUUCAGAAUGCUGAACUACUAAGAUGUCAGUGUAUUUAAUAUUGCACAAUUUGCACAGAUUUGUAAACAGUCAGGUAUUGAGUGUUCACGUAAUGUCGUAUCUAUGUAAGUUUUUUUAUUAUUUCAGAUUGCUUUCAGGAUUUUGAGUGCACUGCUAUUAAGAAACAAAAACAAAGAAUAAGCAAAAAGUGUAUGUUUACAGACUGACAUUGGUUGUUUUUUUCUUAAUUAACAAUUUUUUUAUCAGUUAAUAUUGAAUUAUUCAUGCUCAUUUUCUCAUUUUUUACAUUUGGAUUGAAUUUUUUUUUAACCCUUUCUAUCUAGCACUCACUGAAAGUUAAUCUCUAAAAAACACUAAUCAUAAUACAAAUACAUUUGGAUUAAAUAAUAUUUGUUUUUCAUUCCAUUACACUGUAAUUGUUUAUAUUUUUCAAAGCUGUAAAUAAAAGAGAUUAUUGGA